This is a messenger RNA of Aphidius gifuensis, 1408 nucleotides long. RefSeq lists its product as uncharacterized. Gene Ontology annotation, cellular component: SCF ubiquitin ligase complex. Gene Ontology annotation, biological process: SCF-dependent proteasomal ubiquitin-dependent protein catabolic process. The transcript is spliced from 4 exons. The coding region runs from base 46 to 1329 and encodes 427 amino acids. The record is from RefSeq and is a predicted model, not a curated record. NCBI's taxonomy places the organism in Eukaryota, Metazoa, Arthropoda, Insecta, Hymenoptera, Braconidae.
UAGCAAACACAUGCCAUUUAUCAUCAUAUUAAUAAAUUAACCUCAAUGAAUAUGGAGACAGGUGGAAUUAAUACUCAAUCGGUUGAUGAAUCCAUGUCAACUAUGCAGCAAGAAGUUGAAACAGCAAGUGAAGUAAGUGCACAUGGGCUUAAACGUAGUGCACGUGCUGUAUCACCCAUAACAUCUGAAGAUGAAUUUACAAGUGAUAGUAGCGAUGAUGAUGAUGAUGAUGAUGAUGAUGAUGAUGAUGAUGAUAAUUAUAAUGCUCUUUCAUGGGAAGAGUUGAGUCUUAAAAUGAAAAAAGAUUAUGAAAGAAAACUAAUCGAGGCUGACGAAAAAAAUUUCAAAGAGCGUGUCACACGCAUGAAACCUAUCCGGUCACUAUUUGGUACUCAUCCAGAACUUGAAAAAAUUGCCAAGAAUUGGGACAAUAGUUUUGUUGAUUCAAAUUUAACAGAAUACUCAUAUACUGAUUCUACCAGGGAUGGACGUGAAACUAACCCUGAAGAUUUGAAAUAUAUAGUCAAUCUCUGUGGAAGUAGCUUGACAACUCUGAAUAUUUAUAAAUAUUGUUCUUCUUCAAUAAUGCCAUUGAUUAAGUCUAAUUGUUCAAAUCUCAAAAAACUGAUAAUGCACUUUCACACAAUAGAGGAUCAAGAUUUUGAAAAUUGUUUUUCCAAUAUGCCUCAACUUGAAGUACUGAUGAUUCAAUUUAAAUGUGAAAAUUCAACUGUACCAAUGACUUUGGCUAAGUCAUUAGAACAAGUUUGUGAAACCUUGAAAACGUUUUCAAUUCAUCAGGAUGAACUUUGCUCACCAGAUUCAUCAGUUUCAGUAAUUUCUCCAUCAACUGAAGCUUUAAUGACUGUCAUUGGUAAUAUGAGAAACAUCAACAAGUUAGCAGUUCGUUUAGAUCAUGGUAUUACAGAUGAAUUCCUGAAAAAUCUUAUCAAUAAUGCUAAAAACAUAAGCUCUUUAAAUUUAAGGGGUACACAUAUUACUGAUGCUGGUAUAAUAGCACUUAAUAAUGCAAAACAAUUAGAAUCCUUUAGACUUGAGUUAUUUAACGAACAAUCAGCAAAUAAAUUCAUCACUGAUCAAUCACUUCAGCAAUUAUCCAACGAGAAAAUAACAUCGUUGACGCUUUCAAAUUGCGUUAAGGUCACUAAUAAAGGAGUAAUUGCACUUGCUAAAAACUUACCAAAUUUGCAAUCUUUGUUUGUUUGUAAUACAGAGGUAACAGAUGAAGUUCAUGAAGAAAUUGAUAAAUUGAAAAAACGUGGUGAAACAAAUUUAGUCUUAUUACAUUGUUUCAAGGGGCAAUUAUAAUUCCAUAUAUAGUAAACGAAAAGCCAUGUUUCUCGGUAUAUAAAGCAGCUGGAAAUACUGAUAAUGAGUAACAUGUACA